AUGGAUUCUCUUGAGUUUCCUCGUGUCGCCGAUCGCCAUAGAUUUUAUCUGAGCUCUUGUGAAUCAGGUACCGGUAUUGAUAUCUCAGAUUCGAAUGCAUGUUCACGGCGUCCAUCCUCAUCCUCAUCAUCCUCAUCAUUUUUAUCAUCAAAGAACGGUACAUCAGCAGUUAUUCCAUCUAUUCAUACAAAUGAUUUUUUAAUUGUACUGAAACGUUUACAUUGUUUAACACUGCGACGUCAAAAAAAUGGCCGAUAUCGAACACUUUCAUCAUCAUUACAUCUUUUCUUUAAAAAACAUCAUCCUUUAUCAAUGAAUCAAUUUUAUAAAUCACCAUCGGAUUCACAUUUAACAACAAAAGAUACAGAGAAAAAUCUCGUGUGUAAAAGAAACAAUAGUGAUCAUCAAUUACAUAUUAUCAAUAAAAAUAAAAAUAAACAAUUUAAUACUAAAAACGAUUAUUUUAAUAUUCAAAAACCAUUAUCCCAUUGUAUAAGAGCAUCGAAUAACACAGUUAGUGAAGAUAAUAAUACAAAUACAAUGAGUUCGUUCGAUUUACCAACAAUACUGCCAACAGUACUUGUCACAGAUACAAGUUGUUCAGCAACAUGUAUACAACAGAUUUUACCUAAUGAAACACAGCUUGCAUUUUUUCGGUUCUCAUCGGGUGUAACUGAAGGAAGUAGCAGUUCUCAGCAGUCAUAUCAAACUAAUGAUGAAACAAAUAGUGUUGAACGUGAAAUUGAAAUCACCAAUGUUACUAAAGAAGGAUGUGAUCAUGCCGAUUCGGCACAAUUUGAACUCUUACAAACACUUGGUGCAGGUUCAUUUGGAAAAGUUUUCCUUGUUCGUAAAAUUGUUGGACCUGACACAGGUACACUGUAUGCUAUGAAAGUGCUAAAUAAAGCUAGUCUCAAAGUUCGUGAUCGUCAAAGAACAAAAAUGGAACGAGACAUACUCGCACAAAUAUCUCAUCCAUUUAUUGUUAAACUUCAUUAUGCUUAUCAAACACGAGGCAAAGUUUAUUUAGUGCUCGAUUUUUUACGUGGUGGUGAUCUUUUCACACGUCUUUCGAAAGAAGUAAUGUUUACUGAACGAGAUGUGCAAUUUUACUUAGCCGAAUUAGCUCUUGCACUUGAUCAUUUACAUUCAUUGGGCAUUGUUUAUCGAGAUUUAAAGCCUGAAAAUAUUCUUUUGGAUUCCGAUGGCCAUAUUGCUUUAACAGACUUUGGCCUAUCAAAAGAAUCAGUGCCAACACAAGAUUCAAAAACAUUUUCAUUUUGUGGUACCGUUGAAUAUAUGUCACCUGAAGUAGUUUCACGUAAAGGACAUUCACAUGUGGCAGAUUGGUGGUCAUUUGGUGUACUUGCAUUCGAAAUGAUGACUGGACAUUUACCAUUUCAUGGUGCAAAUCGUAAGGAAACAAUGAAUUUGAUAUUAAAAGCUAAAUUAGCUAUGCCAACAUAUCCAUCAUCAGAAGCACAAGGUUUAUUACGAAUGUUAUUUAAACGGAAUCCAGCUAAUAGAUUAGGUUCUGGACCUGAUGGUUUUCGUAAUAUACAAAAACAUGAAUUUUUUGCUUCCAUCGAUUGGGAUAAAUUAUUUAGAAGAGAAAUUGAGCCGCCAUUUAUACCACCAAUCCAUACUGAUUAUGGACAUAAUUUCGAUAGAGAAUUUACAUGCAAAACACCAACAGAUUCACCUGGUAUUCCACCAAGUGCAGAUGCAAAUAAAACAUUCCAAGGUUUCAGUUAUAUUGCCCCAGAUUUAAUACAUGCUCGUCGAUCUGAUUUAUCUUAUGCAAAUGCUGUUGAACAACAUUUAAGAUCAGUAAUUGGUGUUAAAACAACACUAUUCACCGAUGAAUAUGUUUUAAAAGAACCAUUAGGGCGAGGAAAAACUUCAAUUUGUUAUCGUUGUGUACAUCGACAAACCCAUGUUGAAUAUGCUGUUAAAGUAAUAAAAGAUGCACAUAUCAAUGAUCCAUCAGAUGAAAUCGAACUAUUAUUUUGUUACAGACAAUUGUCACAUAUUGUUCGAAUACGAGAUGCUUUUUAUAAUUCACCUAUAGUAUAUAUUGUCACUGAAUUGAUGCGUGGUGGUGAAUUAUUAGAUAAAAUUUCUGAAGAAAAAUCAUUAUCUGAACGUGAAAGUGCAAAAAUAAUGUUUGUGCUUAUUAAAACAGUCGAACAAUUACAUAGAAAUUCAAUUGUACAUCGUGACCUUCAACCACGUAAUAUAAUGUAUCUCGAUGAAAAUCGUCAAGUAUCCUCAUUGCGCAUUGUUGAUUUUGGUUUUGCUAAACAACUCCGCGCUGACAACGGUUUAUUAAUGACACCGUGUUUUACAAAAGAAUAUGCUGCACCAGAAGUUUUAUCAAGAAAAAAAUAUGAUGAAUCCUGUGAUAUUUGGAGUUUGGGAGUUCUUCUAUAUACUCUAUUAGCUGGUAAUACGCCAUUUGCAUUCGAUCGAGAUGAUUCUCAUGAGCUUAUUCUUGCUCGUACGUCUGUUCAAUUACAAUUUACUGGACCAACAUGGGAUCGAGUAUCAUACAAUGCAAAAGCACUUGUGAGUUCAAUGCUUGAUAUCGAUCCAAAGAGCCGACCAAGUGCAGUUGAACUUUGUAAACAUCCAUGGUUUGCUAAUAUUGAUAGUUUACGUAAUGUAAAAUUGGGUAAUAUUCAAGAUCAUAAUCAUAUUCGAUAUAAUCUCGAUGCUACUUUUACCGCAAUGAAUCCUAACUCAAAUAAAACAUUAGCACUCGGUCCAAUAGGUGAUUCAAAUUUAUUUAAACGUCGUAAUGAAAGAACUAUUCAUCAACAACAAAUUGAAACAGUGAAAUAA
Messenger RNA from Rotaria socialis, 2844 nucleotides. The record is from the annotation of a GenBank genome assembly. Lineage: Eukaryota; Metazoa; Rotifera; Eurotatoria; Philodinida; Philodinidae.